UUUUGUUUUAAUAGAUUUGCUCGUGUCAUUUAAGUAGUAAACUGGAGGUGUAGUAGACAGAUUGUGGAAUGCAUUCCAUAUUUCAUUCCUUUGCCACCAAACAAUAAUCAUCUCCAAUGAAGAGCAUAUUUCUUCCUCAAAUUUUUCAAAUUUUCUUCUAUGUAUCUAAUUACAAAUUUUCACGGUGCUUCAGUCAAAAGAAUCUUACCGGUUAAAAACUAAAAUUUGGUAAUUAUAUUCUUCAUCACUUAAUUGUAUUCCUGACAUCGCUCCAAUUCCAUAUUGAAAAACUCUAGGAUGCGCUGUAGAGACUCAGAUGGCCCCAAGCGAAACGGUUUGUAGGACAAUAUCAUGUGGUUUGGGGUGUGAUAGUGAGGAACAAAGGUACAAGAGUUUCUAAGAAUCUUGUUUGAAGUCGAGAAAACAUAGUUAGUGGAUUCCCCUAAUCCAAGUCACCCAUGGGGGAAUAAGAUUCUUGGAGCUUUUGCCAGUAGGGACGAAUAGGAAAAAUGAUGGAUCAAUUCCCGGUAUCUAAUGCAAGUUCUUGCAAGUGUUUUUUAGAAAGUUGGUUUUGUGUUGCAGGAAUUCAAAGCGCUUUCCAUAGUUUAACAAUAUCUCUUUGUUUCAGUCACUGUUAAUAAUGGAUCAGGUCAUGGUGUUGCCAUGUAGCUAUUUCCCAGAUUCUAUUCUUGUAAAACCUGCUUUAUAAAGCCAUCAUGGCUGGGCUCACCUUUGGCUUGUAAUUACUGAGCAUUAGGGAGAGGCAACAUUUGAGCGUGUCCUCUUGUCUAUUUGCAUGCUUUGAGUUCCUUUUGGAGAUAGAAGAUGUACCAUCAUCAUCAUCAUCAAGGGAAGAACAUCCAGGCUUGUUUGAGAACGGCCAUUCCUGACAGGCAUUUGUUACUGCAAGGUGGGAAUGGAACUGGAGAUUCUGGCCUUGUCCUCUCAACUGAUGCCAAGCCCAGACUGAAGUGGACGCCUGACCUCCAUGAACGCUUCAUUGAAGCUGUCAAUCAGCUCGGAGGAGCAGACAAGGCUACUCCUAAAACAGUAAUGAAAAUAAUGGGGAUUCCAGGCCUUACCUUGUAUCAUCUCAAGAGUCACCUUCAGAAAUACAGGCUCAGUAAAAAUCCCCAUGGACAAGCUAAUAAUGGCAGUAACAAAAUAGGUGCGGUUGCAAUGCCAGCAGACAAAAUGAGUGAAGCAAAUGGGAUUCAGAUGAAUAACUCAACUGUUGGACCUCAGACAAACAGAGGCUUACAAAUCGGCGAAGCACUGCAAAUGCAAAUUGAAGUCCAGAGACGGCUUCACGAGCAGCUCGAGGUGCAGCGACAUUUACAGCUUCGGAUCGAGGCCCAAGGGAAGUACUUACAGUCAGUACUAGAGAAAGCUCAAGAGAGUCUUGGAAGACAAAAUCCGGGUUCAAUGGGGCUUGAAGCAGCCCAACUUCAAUUAUCCGAACUGGUGUCUAAAGUGUCUAACCAAUGCCUGGAUUCAACACUAAUGGAUUUGAAAGAGUUGCAGGGUUUAUGCCACCAGAAAACAAAAACAAAUUCCAUAGAUAGCUGUUUGACCUCCAUUGAAGGAUCUCAGAAAGACCAAGAAAUACACAACAAUGGGAUUUGUUUAAGACCCUACAGCCUUGUAGCAGAAGAUCCAUGGCUACCCCAAACUGGGCUGAAAGAGAACAAAAUGGUUCCGUCUUCAACAGGCAAGAUUGCAGAUAGAAGCUCCAAUGGCAGUGAUUUGUCCAUAACUGUAGGAUUACAAGGAGAUAAAGGGAAGGGCUUCAACAGCAACAGCAGCAGAUUUUCUGAAAGGAAGUUUAAUGGAAGAAAUGAAGAAGAUGGACUCCAUUUCUUCGCAACAAAGCUUGAUUUAAAUGUUGAUGAAGAAAAUGAUGUAGCUUCAAGGUGCAAACAAUUUGAUCUCAAUGGUCUCAGCUGGGGCUGAAAACAUUGUUGAGCUUCAUGAUUUUACAGAAAGCGAACAACACCAAAGUCCAUUAUAUUUAUAAUCGAAUUUCGAUUAAACAUCGGUGACGAAAACGUUUGAUGUCUCUGAUUCAACCUAAACCAAAAUAUACUUUUAUAAAUUAUAAGUUGCAACAA
This is a messenger RNA of Gossypium raimondii (Peruvian cotton), 2111 nucleotides long. Its product is annotated as myb-related protein 2. The record is from RefSeq and is a predicted model, not a curated record. Gene Ontology annotation, molecular function: DNA-binding transcription factor activity; DNA binding. Bases 826 to 1953 code for a protein of 375 amino acids. The transcript is spliced from 5 exons. Lineage: Eukaryota; Viridiplantae; Streptophyta; Magnoliopsida; Malvales; Malvaceae.